Molecule: messenger RNA, 672 nt
Organism: Symbiodinium pilosum
Lineage: Eukaryota; Dinophyceae; Suessiales; Symbiodiniaceae
Source: the annotation of a GenBank genome assembly
AUGGAUGGUGUGAGCUGGGAGACGUGCUGUGCUGCCAAGUAUGGUCCAGAGGGGAAUCGGGCCUGCUGGGAUGGCGAGUUCACUUUCGAGCGCUGCUGUAUAGACGCGGACGCCGCAAUUCCUGCUGAAUUGACAGCUGUCGGAGUACCUUGGCAGCCUCUGCAGAUGUUGGAAGCAAUCUCCGACGGCGAGGCUGACAAGCGAGGACAUCGGGCCGAGCGUUUCUGCCUCACUGGAUUUCUGGAACAGCUGACUGCGUCCCAGAUAGAUUGCCAGAUGCCUGGGUUGCGUAUCAGACUGCUAACUGUGCUGCGCUUCGAGCCUGCGAUGCUGGCAAAGGAGCUCAAUGUCGAAGCUGCGAUCAACACCUGGAUGUUUGCCAUUGACCAUAUGAAACGUGCAUUUGCGGGCCGAGUGGAUCAAGACACAUGGUCCCACAUUGAGCGCAUUGGGAAAGAAUCUGCAAACUUCCGAGCUGGACUUCAUGCUGCGUAUCGCCCUAGUGACAAAGACUUCCCGCGGAUCAUCUACAACAACAGGCUGAUAUUCAACCAUUUGGAAGAAGCUCUCUCUUCACAGCGGCAAGGCGUAGCGACAGAGGAAGAUGCAUCGCUUCCGAACCCGCUACGCUUCGGCAAGCUGUGUGGGAAGUCUUCCUGCUACGAGCUCUGA